GGUGGCUUAUACCUUUGUCCCUUAUUUGAUUGCCACCUUGUGUCUACUACUCUUGGGAUUCUGGGUGCUGAGUCUUCUUCAGCACAAGUUAAUUGUUUUAAUCAGAAGGAAAAAAAAAUGGCAACACAAGCAUUGAUCUCUUCAUCAUCUAUUGCCUCCUCAGCAGAGGCUACCAGACAAAUUCUAGGAGGAAGACAUUUCCAAUCUCCAAUCAAAAAGGCUUCCUUUGUUGUAAGGGCUACUGCCACUCCACCUGUUAAGCAAGGAGCAAAUAGGCCUCUCUGGUUUGCCUCCAAGCAGAGCCUUUCAUACUUGGAUGGCAGCCUUCCUGGUGAUUAUGGAUUUGAUCCCCUGGGACUGUCAGACCCUGAAGGUACUGGAGGUUUCAUUGAACCAAAAUGGCUAGCAUAUGGAGAGGUCAUCAAUGGAAGAUUUGCUAUGUUGGGAGUAGUAGGAGCCAUUGCGCCUGAGAUUCUUGGAAAGGCUGGUCUCAUCCCAGCAGAAACAGCCCUUCCAUGGUUCCAGACAGGAGUGAUUCCUCCAGCUGGAACAUACAGCUAUUGGGCGGAUGGUUACACUCUAUUUGUACUGGAGAUGGCGCUCAUGGGAUUUGCUGAACACAGAAGAUUCCAGGACUGGGCCAAGCCAGGUUCUAUGGGUAAACAAUACUUUUUGGGACUAGAGAAAGGCUUGGGAGGCUCUGGAGACCCAGCAUACCCUGGUGGACCUUUCUUUAACCCUCUCGGGUUCGGAAAAGAUGAGAAGUCUUUGAAGGACUUGAAGCUCAAGGAGAUUAAGAAUGGAAGACUAGCUAUGUUGGGUAUCUUGGGUUACUUCAUUCAAGGUUUGGUAACUGGAGUUGGACCUUACCAAAACCUCCUUGACCAUUUGGCUGACCCUGUAAACAACAACGUCUUGACCAGCCUCAAGUUCCACUAAACAAGGAACAAAUCACCCUGUUUUAGCUACCCUGUUCUGAUAUGUAACAUUAUGUGCAGAUAUUAUUUUGCACAUCUUUGUAAUCAGUUAAAAAGGACAUGCGAUUCAAAAACCUGGGUUUUUCUGA
Molecule: messenger RNA, 1066 nt
Organism: Solanum dulcamara
Lineage: Eukaryota; Viridiplantae; Streptophyta; Magnoliopsida; Solanales; Solanaceae
Product: chlorophyll a-b binding protein 8, chloroplastic-like
Exons: 3
Coding region: 118-939 (273 amino acids)
Biological process (GO): response to light stimulus; photosynthesis, light harvesting in photosystem I
Cellular component (GO): chloroplast thylakoid membrane; plastoglobule
Source: RefSeq, a predicted model, not a curated record